AUGCACCCUUGGGUAGCCAUCCUGGGCCUCCUACUCCUUCUGACAGAUGGUGUAACCUCUUACCAUCGAGUGACUGGAGUAGCGGGUCAGUCUGUCAGGCUACCCUGCUCAUAUACUGGAGAAAUCGCAAUCACAUGCUGGGGAAGAGGGGCAUGUUCUUUGCUGAGCUGCGGAAGUAACAUUAUCUGGACUGAUGGAUACAAAGUCAGUUUUCAGAAGGACAGACGUUAUCAACUAAAAGGAAAUAUUGGUGAAAGGGAUUUGUCUUUGACCAUAGAGAAUACUGUCCCAUCUGACAGUGGCUUGUAUUGCUGCCGUAUUGAGAAAAGAGGGUGGUUCAAUGAUAUAAAAAUCAUUCAAGAGUUGAGUAUAAGGCCAGCUCCAACUACAACUACAACAACCACAACAACCACUACUCCAACAACUACCACCACUACCACUACUCAAAGAACAGGAACCACCAUUACUCACAGAAAAAUGACCAUGACUACUACACCUCGAAGAGAAACAACCCAGUCUAUUAUUCCAACAAUGACCAAGACUAAUCAAACAAAAACUACUACUCCAACAACUACCAUCACCACUACUCCAAUGACAACCACCACUAUUCCAAAAACGACUACCACUACAACUGCAGUAACAACUACCACCACGACUUCAACAAUCACGACGACCCCUGUUCCAAUGACAGCGAAGGCUCCUACCUCUGCUCUUCCAAUGGCAACACCCACAGAGGACUCCCAGCCAGUACCUUGUUUAUCUUCCCCAACGCAGGCUGCAGAAACCAAGCCUACCACCCCAUAUGAAACAAAUAAAACUUGCUCACCAUCGUACUCUUGCUCAACAGAUGGGAAUGACACUGUGACAGAGUCUCCAGAUCCUCUUUGGCAUUGCUAUCAAGUUGGGCUGGUAAAAGGUCCUUGGAUGAGCACCAACCAGGGAGUCUCCAUUGGAAUCUCUGUUGCUCUCUUGGUAGUAUUGCUCGUGUUUGUGGUAUUCUGGAUUAAAAAAAAAUAUCUUUGCCUGGGUAGCAAGGUGGAGCUACUACGUGUGAUUCCCUUGAAGGAGUCUCAUGUUGGAGCUUUGAAACAUGCAGCUCUGAAGCCUAUCCAAGCAGAAGAUAAUGCCUACAUUAUUGAUGACUCUCACUAAGUCGUGGGCCCAGAUUCCAAGGCAUUAUGUAGAAGACAGUGCCCAGAUAUCACCAUGUCAGAAUCCCUCAAGUAGCAGGACAAUUUUUCCAUCAGUUUCUGAUGACAUUCCACGGAGUCAAGAACAUUGGGUAGAGUGAGUCUAGAUCAUCUAUGCAUAAUCAACCUCUGUCACACAGUCCUAAUUUUUUAUACUAAAACUGAGUCAAUCUUUCUGGUCAUUGCAGAAAUCUCUCCAAAACAUGAAAGGUACACUUUAGAAUUGUACAUUCUCUUUAGACCCUAUGAAUCCUGUUAUCCAUCAAGAAUUCUCAUUGGGGAGACAGAAAACACACUUCGACCUUGGUUAAUAAAGCUGUGGAGAGGAGCUGACCACAACUUAAAAUCAGCAAAUUUAAUUUGGUACUUAAAGGACUUAACAUGGAAGCAUUUCAUGAUUUUUUUAAAUUGACUCCAAAUGUUAUAUUCCUUAGGACAUCAAGGGUUUCAAAUCAUGGGAGUGUACAGGUAUCUAUUUACCCAUUGGGAAAAUAGAAGUGAAUGUGAUUUUGCCAUUAUAGGUAGAUCCGGUUUCUCAGGGCUCUGGAGAUAGAAGGCAUUAAGUGCUUUCCCUGGGACCAGAAUGGUAUUUUAGCAGUUAGAAGAAGGUAGGGUAGUGAGUGGUCCUUGGAGACACCAGGGUAAGAAAAUCAAUUGUCAUGUGAUUUACACUGUUUCGGCUGCAUUGGUGCUACAAUUCUAGGUGUUUAUGUAGACAAUUGGUAGGCUCUGAUGGAAUUUUUAGAAUGAGGCAAGGCAGAAAUAAAUACAAGGAAAGAAAAGAGGGAGGGAGUAAUAAAAGAGGCUUUCUGUUUUGGAAAAGCCAGUUUGCAAAUAUAAUAGUCUUCUUUGAUCAUGUUACCAGUUUCCACCAAAAGGCUAAACGUCCUCAAACCACUUCAGUUCUUAAAAUUAUAUUGGAAAGAUAAAGGGUCUUUUCCAUAUAUAAUCAA
This is a messenger RNA of Dama dama (fallow deer), 2143 nucleotides long. RefSeq names its product hepatitis A virus cellular receptor 1-like. Gene Ontology annotation, cellular component: cell surface. Gene Ontology annotation, molecular function: phosphatidylserine binding; virus receptor activity. NCBI's taxonomy places the organism in Eukaryota, Metazoa, Chordata, Mammalia, Artiodactyla, Cervidae. The transcript has 8 exons. Bases 1 to 1152 code for a protein of 383 amino acids. Gene Ontology annotation, biological process: phagocytosis, engulfment; positive regulation of mast cell activation. The record is from RefSeq and is a predicted model, not a curated record.